Messenger RNA from Prunus armeniaca (apricot), 1191 nucleotides. NCBI's taxonomy places the organism in Eukaryota, Viridiplantae, Streptophyta, Magnoliopsida, Rosales, Rosaceae. The record is from the annotation of a GenBank genome assembly.
AUGCUGAGCUUUCAAACUUGCCUCCCGCCAAUACUGCCGAGCGCCUCUGUGCACCGUACCCGCGCUCUAAACUCUCUUUCUUGCUUGGCAAUCUCGAAAAAAUCCGAUUCGGAGCCCGAUCCUAAACCUCGCUCCAACGCGAAACCGAAACCUCGCCGCCGAAAAAUUGAAACUUCUGAAGACGAAGAUGAAGAACAAGGCGAGACGUUCCCGACGACGAUUCCGAGGAAGCCUCGGCGUGGGCGUAGAAGCGAGGCGGCGGCGGUGGAAGAUUACGUGCGGGAGUCACUUGAUCGAACAUUUGCAUCGAUCAGAGAGCAGAACCCAGAAAUUGUUGAGAAGAAGGAAGAAGUGAUGAAGAGGAGAGUUGACGACGAUGAAGAAGAUGAGGGUUUUGGAAGAGAGAAGAGCAUGGUGGUUGAAGAGGAGAGUAGGGAUUGGCCUUUGGAUGCUGACGUGGGGUGGGGGAUUAGGGCUUCGGAGUACUUUGAGAAUCACCCGAUAAGGAACGUAGUGGGUGACAAUGGGGUUGAGCUUGAUUGGGAAGGUGAGGUUGAAGAUAAUUGGGUGAAGGAGAUUAAUUGCUUGGAAUGGGAAAGCUUUGCAUUUCAUCCUAGUCCGCUUCUGGUUCUUGUUUUUGAGAGGUACAACAGAGCAAGCGAUAACUGGAAGGCUUUGAAAGAGCUCGAAAAGGCGGUCAAGGUCUAUUGGGAUGCCAAAGAUCGCUUGCCUCCUCGGUCGGUUAAGAUAGACAUUAAUAUUGAGAGAGAUUUGGCUUAUGCUCUCAAAGUUAAAGAAUGUCCUCAGAUUUUGUUUCUACGUGGAAACAGGAUCUUGUACAGAGAGAAAGAGAUUCGAACAGCAGAAGAAUUGGUUCCAAUGAUAGCGCAUUUCUACUACAAUGCAAAGAGGCCUUCCUGGAUUGAUGCUUCAGAUUAUGCGCUGGUGAAAGCAUUGGUUAAUUCAGAGCUUGGAAGCAUGGAGCAAAAUCGAGAGCAGGUUGUAUUUGCACAAUUAGGUACAGAGUGGGAAUUGGUUAGCUGUAAUUUCAAUGCAUUCUUCACUCAUGAGCUUCUUGUGGAAUAUGGACCAAUUGUACUAAAAGCUAAUGUCAUGGAUAUGAUAUAUCAUUACACUAAUUCACGGCUUGUCAAUUGCAAACAAGGCAAGGCAGUGAAGGCACUCUAUUAA